UCUCACACCUAACCUCAUAUCUCCUUUUGCCUUCCCACUUCCCAAGCUAGGGUUGCAGCCGCCGCCACCCCAUCGCUCCACCGGCACGGGCCGCCGAAGGAAGGCCGGCUUCUCCCACGGAUCUUCUCCUCUUCCUCGUAGCAAGGCAUGGCCCUGCUCUUCCCCAUGACGCUGAUGACAAGGCGGACGGUGCCGCGAGCUCUCCUCCCUAGGAAGCCGCGGGAGGACGAGGUCAAGCCAGACCUGGUCGACAUGCCCCCUGCCACACCUCCCUGGAGCCCGCAUCCUGUCGCCGCUGCUGGCUGAGGUGGUUAGGUCGAGAGCAUGCCCGCCGAUGAUGUUGUGGAGUUCAGGAAUACUGGGUUGGAGAGAUCAGAGCCACUGAAGAAAGAUCUAGAAUGGUUCAUGGAACAGGGCCACACCAUUCCAGAACCAUCUGCCGCUGGUACUGCAUGUGCCUCCUACCUGGAAGAGUUGUGUGAGAAGGACCCCCAAGCAUUUAUCUGUCACUUCUAUAAUGUGUACUUUGCUCAUACUGCUGGAGGGCGAAUGAUUGGCAAAAAGGUUGUUGAGAAGAUUCUGAACAAGAAAGAGCUGGAGUUCUACAAGUGGGAAAGUACCAUGUGCCAGCUGCUGUAGAAUGUCCGCACCACACUAAACCAAGUUGCUUUUAGCUGGUCUCGGGAAGAGAAGGACCACUGCCUGGAGGAGACCUAGAAGUCGUUCGCCUAUUCAGGAGAUCUCCUACCCCAGAUAUAAGUCAUGCGUGCAUUUUCUUCAUUGGUCUACUAAAAUAAAAUGUUCUUUCUACUAGGCACACGGGCUCUGAGUAGUGGCAUAAAGCAAAAUUAGUCAUUUGCUAUUAUUAAUACACUGUAAACUUUGCAACAGAAUGUAUUAAGUAGGAAGAAAUUCAUUUGUGUACUCAUAAUGUGACGGUUUAACUAA
Triticum dicoccoides is the source of this 948-nucleotide messenger RNA. Its product is annotated as heme oxygenase 1, chloroplastic-like. Gene Ontology annotation, molecular function: heme oxygenase (decyclizing) activity. The coding region runs from base 325 to 639 and encodes 104 amino acids. The transcript has 4 exons. The record is from RefSeq and is a predicted model, not a curated record. Gene Ontology annotation, biological process: heme oxidation; phytochromobilin biosynthetic process. NCBI's taxonomy places the organism in Eukaryota, Viridiplantae, Streptophyta, Magnoliopsida, Poales, Poaceae.